AUGCUGGCAGACAAUAUUCGCCACCAGCAGCGUGGCUAUGCACGACCCUCUUCUGGCAUUCUCGCAACGGGCAGAUGUGAGAGUGGACGUGCAAAGGUGUCGUUAGAGACGAAGAAUAGGGUGAGGAGAAUGGGAGGUGGAAAGUUGGGGUCAGCGAUGCAGUGGUGUGAGAGGCAGUAUGAACUUGCGCGUGCCCUCAACCUACUUCUUUCUGGAGGUCGCUAA
Hydatigera taeniaeformis is the source of this 225-nucleotide messenger RNA. NCBI's taxonomy places the organism in Eukaryota, Metazoa, Platyhelminthes, Cestoda, Cyclophyllidea, Taeniidae. The record is from the annotation of a GenBank genome assembly.